AUGGAAGACUUACGAAAAAUGCUUGUAAAAUUUGACAAAACUGGUGAUCUUUUGCAUGCUGCUCACAUAGUGCCUAAAUAUGAUGAAGAAGGUUUUGUGGAAAGAAUUUUUUCUGAAUGGUGCGUGGAUGGCAACAAAAAUGAUGUUUUAGAAAAAGCAAUGAAUAAGUUUAAAAAAUCAACAAAUAAAGGAGCAAUUUCGACGUGUAUCACGGAGAAGACCAGUCACAGCUCAGACUCUUCAACAGAGCCACGGUUAUCAUGUGUUUAUCACCCAUCAACCACUGGAGGUCCAACCGUCUGGGAUUAUGCUGCAACUCCUGGCUUGGCGACAGAUUUUAUUAGCAGCAGUGGUGUAAUUGGAAAAUCAGCCAGAAACGUGUUUCAAACCGGGAUGAAGAAGUUAUGGCAAGAUAGAAAUGAAGAUAGUCAAUCUACCGAUCUUUCAUCUACAAAUACUGUCCCUGCCUCUACCUCCCCUUCCGUGUCGUUUUCUGUUUCGCCUUCUAUUUCAGCAUCUUCAUCUGUAACUCUUUGUAGCUCUGUUACAACCUCUCUUCCAGUUAGUAGCGCUGUUUCAACAUUCAUUCCUAUGCGCAAAGAUCUUCAUUUUAAUACGAUUUCCGCGACUUUCGAAUCCUCCUUCCUCUCUGCUGCUACAAAUACCAAUACAAAUGUCGUCACUGAUUCUUUUAGCACUAACACCACUCUGGCCUUUUCCAGUGGAUGUACCUCGAUCGGCAAUUCUUCAUAUGUUUCAACCUCUUCUUCCUCUUCUUCAAGCUCCUUCGUCGCUACAACAUCUAUGUCUACCAUAUCUAAAAUGACUGCUCCAUCUGUCCCCACAGCAACUUUUAGCACAGGAGCUGUUGUAGCAUUAUCCAACGAGAAUGGUGUAGUGCGUGGUUUUGGAUGUGUCUCAGGAAUGUCGAAGGUGCAUAAUCGGCCCGUGACUCCCGGCUACCAAUCUGUCUUUGUUACUAGUGUGGUACCGGGCAAAACAGUUGCUCCACCAUUUCCUGGUCCAUUCGACGAAGAUGUCGUAAGACCAGGCGAGUCUUACAUUUGGCCAGUUGACAGAAUGUUUGUUGCUGGACCAGAUGAUUUUACUCACAAUAUAUAG
This is a messenger RNA of Xenia sp. Carnegie-2017, 1122 nucleotides long. RefSeq lists its product as uncharacterized. The transcript is spliced from 3 exons. Lineage: Eukaryota; Metazoa; Cnidaria; Anthozoa; Malacalcyonacea; Xeniidae. The record is from RefSeq and is a predicted model, not a curated record. The coding region runs from base 1 to 1122 and encodes 373 amino acids.